This is a messenger RNA of Paramacrobiotus metropolitanus, 551 nucleotides long. RefSeq lists its product as uncharacterized. Bases 51 to 551 code for a protein of 166 amino acids. The record is from RefSeq and is a predicted model, not a curated record. NCBI's taxonomy places the organism in Eukaryota, Metazoa, Tardigrada, Eutardigrada, Parachela, Macrobiotidae. The transcript has 2 exons.
ACGAAAUCCGUUCUAUACUGGAAAGUUGAUGCCAGCUAGAUUGCGCAAAGAUGGACAACCUACAACCUUGCAUAAACUUUUUAUUUCAAAAGUCCUGGCUGAAAGCGUUUGGCUAUUGCUGCAACUUCGUCAGCUUCGCCGCCUACCCCUACGUAUACGGCGGCCUGAACCGCAGUAUCCGCGCCGACAUCCGUUCCGUCUUCCGGUCCACGUUCCGGCGCGCAUCAGUCACCAGUUCCCAGUCCGGCGUGUCACACCGGCGCUGGAGUAUCUCCAGUCAUGUUCUGGAUUAUCUGCCGGUGUUCGCCAGUUCCCGGUCGGGAAGUAGGCGCGCCUCAGCGGAUAGCACCACCUCCAACGGCGCUUCCGGGGCACACCGCUGCACGUCCGACUGCCCGGAGGCCUGCCCCGAAGUGGCAUCGAUUUCCUCAUCGGUGUUCCGGAAUUUUUCUUCGUCGAAAGCCUCGCGCCGGCGGGUUAGUGCACCGUCGCGGCUGCAGCACAGUACGAUGGAGCAUGUGGAUGGAAAGCAGGAAAAAAAGUUUUAUUAA